AAAGGCUUCUAACUCCAUUGAUAUUGUUGAUCAUGCAGAUUAUUAAUUGAGAAUCAAGUCUUCAUGUUUUCAAGCAAAGAAUUUGAUCAUGAUAUCUUCGUCAUAUCUUCAAUUCCUCAAAAAAGUUUCCUCCUUUUCACCCAAAUCGCUUAUCAGCACCAUGUCUUCCUCUACAUGCAUGCAAGUCCUUGAUGAUUGCAUCCUCUUGAAAAACCUUUCUUUGGGCUCCCAAGUACACUCCAAGGUCAUCGUAUCCGGAUUCGCAUACGAUUCUUUCCUCUCCAACAAACUCAUCACUCUCUACUCUUUCUGCGGGGAUCUCUCUACUGCAUUGUCUAUCUUUGAACUCUCCCCAAUCUGUAAUAUUUUUCUUCUUAAUUCCAUGGUUAGAGGUUACACGUCUAAUGGUUUAUACAGGGAAGCAAUCAGCUUGUUUCAGAGAAAGCGGGGAGAAGGACUCCUGCCUGAUUCCUAUACUUUUUCUUGCGUUUUGAAGGCCUGCGCUUUGUUGUCGAACCUUCGCGAAGGUGAGAAAUUGCAUCAGCUUGGUGUUGAAAGUGGUUUUGAUGCUGAUAUAUUCGUUUCGAAUUCGCUGAUUUUUAUGUAUGCAAAGUGUGGCAGCUUGGAAGAUGCCGUGCAAGUGUACGAAAGAAUGCCCCAAAGAGAUGUUGUUACUUGGAACUCCAUUAUUUCAGCUUACGCUUUGAAUGGAUUUGAUUCAGACGCUGUAGAAAAGCUAAGUGAGAUGAUUGGCUGUGGAUUCAAGCCAGAUCAGGUGACAGUUAUCAGCAUCCUUACCUUUUGUUCUGCCAUAGAUAUAGUUGUUCGAGAAGUGCAUGGCUUUGUACUUAGAAAUGGAAUUGAGAGUGCUCCCAUGAUUCAGAAUGCUCUGAUUUCUGCUUACGGAAAAUGCGGUUUGACUGAGGAUGCUCAGAGGAUUUUCAAUGGUUUGGUCUGGAAGGAUAAAGUCACUUGGAAUGCUCUGAUUGCUUCUUAUGCUCAGAAUGGGUUGUUUGAGGAGAGCUUGCAGCUUCUGAGAGACAUGAAGGUUUGCAGUUUUGAUUUGGAUGUGGUCACGUACAGCGGUAUUAUCUCUUCUUUAACACAAAACAAUAUGUCCAAUGAAGCAAUGGUGGUCUUUAACGAGUUGUUGAAUGAUGGUUUAAAGCCUGAUGUCGUGGCUAUCGCGAGUGUUCUUCCUUCAAUUUCUCAAAUUUUCUGCUUAGAUUACUGUAAAGAAACACAUGGAUACUCAUUCAGGAAUAGCCUUGAGACAGACAGAAGGGUUAGGAAUGCUCUUGUUUCGGUCUACAGCAAAUGCGGUUCUGUUCAAUAUGCCAAAGAAGUAUUUGAAAAAAUCAAAGACAGAGAUGUGAUUUCAUGGAGCUCAAUGGUUGUGGGCUACUCACAAAACCAGUACUUUGGUGAAUCACUUGAAACAUUAAGGCAGAUGAUAUUAGAUGAAAUAGAGCCAAACCCAGUUACAGUCACUAGUGCAUUGUCUGCUUGUGCUGGUGUUUCUACAUUGAGGCUUGGAAAAGAGCUCCAUUUAUGGGCAACUAAGAAUUCAUUUGAAGGUCAAGCUUUUGUGGGGAGUGCUCUGAUUGAUAUGUAUGCUAAAUGUGGGAGAAUAAGAAACUCUCGAGCAGUGUUUGACCUGAUGGACGAUAGAAACUUAGUCAGUUGGAACUCAAUGAUAGCAGGCUAUGCAAUCCAUGGGCUAGCUCAUAAUGCACUUAAAAUCUUCGAAAUGGUCACAGAACCAGAUGAUGUAACCUUCAUUGCAGCGCUCUCGGCUUGUAGCCAUGGAGGACUGGUUGAGGAAGGGAUUGCAAUUUUUGACAGAAUGAAGGAAUUCAAAUUGGCUCCUAGAGAGAGCCAUUAUGCGUGUAUGAUUGAUUUGUUAGCACGCUCAGGAAGGGUAGAAGAGGCUCUGGAGAUGGUCCGGACAAUGCCAGAAAAAGCCAGUGUUGAAAUUUGGGGAGUUUUGCUUGGGGCUUGCAUGGUGCACUCUAAUUUUGAGAUCGGAGUCUAUACUGGAGAGCAGAUAAUUGAUUCAGGGAGUGCGAAUUCGGGAUAUUAUGUGCUGUUUUCAAAUGUAUUGGCGAAUUUUGGGAGGUGGGGAGAUGUGGAGGAGAUGAGGAGGAAUAUGAAAGAGAAGGGAGUGAGGAAAGGUAGUGGGUGUAGUUGGAUACAAGUGAACAAGAGAGUGCAUUCUUUUGUUGCAAAGGGCAGAACACAGCAUGAUGAAUGGGAGAGCUUGUUCAGUGUGCUAAAAUUCUUGAGUGAACAAAUGAAGGGAAUGUAUUGUUAAAACAUUUUUUUCUUUUUCACAUACUUUUGUUAUUGUUCGUUGUGAAAGGCAUUGAUGAAGUGUAGAGAAAUUUGUGUACAAACUCGGAAGAAGUACUUGCCCUGAGAUUAUUUACUGCU
Molecule: messenger RNA, 2433 nt
Organism: Phalaenopsis equestris
Lineage: Eukaryota; Viridiplantae; Streptophyta; Magnoliopsida; Asparagales; Orchidaceae
Product: pentatricopeptide repeat-containing protein At5g16860-like
Exons: 1
Coding region: 89-2314 (741 amino acids)
Biological process (GO): RNA modification
Molecular function (GO): RNA binding; protein binding
Source: RefSeq, a predicted model, not a curated record